GCGUGAUCGCCUUUGACAGUUUGUACUGUAUGACUCGUGGUUGCAAUUCGCGGUGAUAUAAAGUAAAUAUAAUGCCGAAGUUCUGAGUUCAGAAGGUUUUAAAUAGGGAAAUUUUUCGAGAACGGGACUGCGCAAAGCGUGUGUGUGUGUGUGUGUGUGUGCGUGCGUACGCGCGCAUCGGUGCUUACACCUACCUUGGAAUUCACAGACACACAUACAUUCGUAGCAGCGGCACGUCGUUUCCCGUCGACUCCGUCGACUCUCGGAGGAUAGAAUAUGGAGGCGACAGCAAAGCACGAUUUUACGGCGACCGCUGAGGACGAGCUCAGCUUUCGUAGGAACCAGGUCCUGAAGAUUCUAAACAUGGAAGAUGAUAUGAAUUGGUAUAGAGCUGAAUUGGAUUCUAGAGAAGGGCUUAUACCAAGUAAUUAUAUUGAGAUGAAGAGUCACGACUGGUACUAUGGCAGAAUAACCAGAGCAGACGCCGAAAGAUUAUUGAUGAACAAACAUGAAGGUGCCUUUCUGAUCAGAAUCAGUGAAAGCUCUCCUGGUGAUUUUUCCUUAUCUGUAAAAUGCUCCGACGGUGUGCAACAUUUCAAAGUAUUAAGAGACGCACAAGGCAAGUUCUUUCUCUGGGUUGUCAAAUUUAACAGCUUGAAUGAACUGGUGGAAUACCACCGUACAGCUUCUGUUUCUCGCUCGCAAGACGUUAAAUUGCGCGAUAUGAUUCCCGAGGAGUGUUUGGUACAAGCACUUUACGAUUUUGCACCACAAGAACCUGGCGAAUUAGAGUUCCGACGAGGGGAUGUAAUUACUGUCACAGAUCGUACAGAUCAGCAUUGGUGGCACGGAGAAAUCGGUAAUAGACGGGGUCUGUUUCCGUCUACCUAUGUCACGCCAUAUCACUCCUAGGCCCCACAUGGUCGAGCGCAUAGAGGCCGUUAUAGGGAACAGUGGCCGCCUUAUCCCACCUCUAUCACCUACAGGAUCCGAGUUGCCGCGGAUUUGAUAAAUAAUAUUUUACAAACCUCACCUAUCGAAUGGGCCACUAAGGUAUACUGGUGGUCGCGCCGAAAAGUCUUCUAAAUAACCACGGCUAAAAAUGAAUCGAACAUACACCCCAACACCAAAAUUCUUGAAUACCGAAGAAGAAUAAACGUGUUGCGUUAUUUAAGUGAAAAACAAAGAGAAAGAGAAUCGUCUCAUCGAUAUCACAUCGAAACAUCCGAGCACGAGAGGAUGUAACGACAUCUAGAAUUUAAGAACGAUUUGAGUAUUUAAAGAUAUUGGACGAUAUCCGAGGAUCCGAAGAUCUCUAGUGCUAUCCAGGGAUCCAAGAAUGCUUUUGCGAAUGUCUAGGGAUAUAAUGAUGCCUAAAAGAUGCCUAAGGAUCUUAAGGAUUCAAGCAUUUAUAGAAUUCUAACAGUUUACAAUGAUCCUUUAUCUAAGAGUUAUCUAAGUAUCUAUGGAUAUUCCCAAGGAUUUAAGGCUCUCGCACGUGAUCGCCAUUCACAAUGAGGAUCGCGUUCGAGGAAAACCGAAUAUGUAUAUUUUUGUUUUCCUCCCCCUUUUUGUAAACUUUUUUGAGAACUCUUCUUUUUCUUUACUUACUCGCGUAAAGCAAAAACUUCGUAGCAUUAUUGUGUAAUUAUUAUCUUUUAUGGUUAUUAUUAUUAUGACUAUUAAUGUUAUGUUACAAUUUUAUUGAUAACAAUAUAUUAUAUUAAUUAUGGU
This is a messenger RNA of Solenopsis invicta (red fire ant), 1734 nucleotides long. RefSeq names its product growth factor receptor-bound protein 2 (gene drk). The coding region runs from base 277 to 912 and encodes 211 amino acids. The record is from RefSeq and is a predicted model, not a curated record. The transcript is spliced from 7 exons. Gene Ontology annotation, molecular function: protein binding. NCBI's taxonomy places the organism in Eukaryota, Metazoa, Arthropoda, Insecta, Hymenoptera, Formicidae.